Lipotes vexillifer (Yangtze River dolphin) is the source of this 1573-nucleotide messenger RNA. It is a transcript of the gene MYZAP, whose product is annotated as myocardial zonula adherens protein. The coding region runs from base 95 to 1495 and encodes 466 amino acids. Gene Ontology annotation, biological process: intracellular signal transduction. Gene Ontology annotation, cellular component: intracellular anatomical structure; I band. The transcript has 13 exons. Lineage: Eukaryota; Metazoa; Chordata; Mammalia; Artiodactyla; Lipotidae. The record is from RefSeq and is a predicted model, not a curated record.
GUCCCCACCCUCCCCGCCUCCAGCGGAGCGGCCCCGGGCUUAUUACACUUGCGAGAAGCACCGCGCCGAGCACCGCCACCAACGCCGCUGAGGGAUGCUGCGCUCCACAUCCACAGUCACCCUGCUCUCGAGCGGCGGCUCCAGCGCUCCCGGGGCGCCCAACAGGAGGGCAAAUGUCUGCAGACUACGGCUGACCGUACCUCCUGAAAGUCCAGUGUCUGAGUCAAGUGAAAAGAGGGUUGAAAGAAGAGAGAAGUAUCGUGACCUGAGCAACGGUGAACCCACCAUGAAACUGCCUCAGGGUGUUGUCUAUGGUGUGGUGCGAAGAUCAGAUCAAAACCAGCAGAAAGAAAUGGUGGUGUAUGGGUGGACCACCAAUCAGCUGAAAGAAGAGAUGAACUACAUCAAAGACGUAAGAGCCACUUUGGAAAAUGUAAGGAAGCGAAUGUACGGAGACUAUGAUGAAAUGAGACAGAAGAUUCGACAGCUCACCCAGGAACUGUCAGUUUCACAGGCUCAGCAGGAUUAUCAGCAGAAUUACAUCCAGACCCAGUCGUCAGCCCUGGACAGUUUUAAUACCAUGAACUCGGCUUUGGUGUCAGACUCCAUCGGCCUGCAGAAAACCCUUGUGGAUGUUACUUUGGAGAAUAGCAACAUUAAAGCUCAAAUCAGAAAUCUGCAGCAGACGUAUGAAGCCUCCAUGGACAAGCUGCGGGAAAAGCAGAGGCAGUUAGAGGUAGCACAGGUUGAAAACCAGCUGCUGAAAAUGAAGGUGGAAUCCUCCCAAGAAGCCAACGCAGAGGUGAUGAGAGAGAUGACCAGGAAGCUGUACAGCCAGUACGAAGAAAGGCUGCACGAAGAGCAGCAGAGGCACAGUGCCGAGAGAGAGGCGCUCCUGGAAGAAACCAAUAGUUUUCUGAAAGCCAUUGAAGAAGCCAAUAAAAAGAUGCAAGCGGCAGAGAUCAGCCUAGAAGAGAAGGACCAGAGGAUCGGGGAGCUGGACAGGCUGAUUGAGCGCAUGGAGAAGGAACGCCAUCAGCUUCAACUCCAGCUCCUGGAGCAUGAAACAGAAAUGUCAACGGAAAUUACCAAUUCUGACAAAGAAAGGUAUCAGCGGCUGGAGGAGGCAUCGGCCAGCCUCCGGGAGCGGAUCCGACACCUAGAUGACAUGGUGCAUUGCCAGCAGAAGAAAGUCAAGCAGAUGGUUGAGGAGAUUGAAUCACUGAAGAAAAAGGUGCAGCAGAAACAGCUCUUAAUAUUGCAGCUUUUAGAAAAGAUAUCGUUCUUAGAAGGAGAGAAUAAUGAACUACAAAGCAGGUUGGACUAUUUAAUAGAAACCCAGCCCAAGACUGAAGUGGAAACCAGAGAGGUUGGAGUGGGCUGUGAUCUUCUACCCAGCCAAACAGGUAGGACUCGUGAGAUUGCAGUGGCUUCCAGGAAUUAUACCCCAUACACACGAGUCCUGGAGUUAACCAUGAAGAAAACUCUGACUUAAGCACUUGGAGACGUGCACUUUUCACUGAUGGACAAAGGCCCUGGAACCCUGCGGCUUGAAGUCUGGAAAGGGUGACUG